Micropterus salmoides (largemouth bass) is the source of this 3174-nucleotide messenger RNA. RefSeq names its product solute carrier family 25 member 51b (gene slc25a51b). NCBI's taxonomy places the organism in Eukaryota, Metazoa, Chordata, Actinopteri, Centrarchiformes, Centrarchidae. The record is from RefSeq and is a predicted model, not a curated record. The transcript is spliced from 2 exons. Bases 579 to 1487 code for a protein of 302 amino acids.
UGCUAGGCAGACAAGUAUUUUGUUGUAACGUUAGCAUGCAGCCAUUAUUUCUGACCCUGGUCUCGCGUCAGUCCGUCCUCGUUUUACCUUUAACAUACAUCUGAUGGACUGUUACUAACAUAACCGAGGAGGCCCAGUCACUAACAGUGAUGAGCAAGUUGGCUAGCAUUUGGGUGUGUAACUUAGCCAUUGAGCUAAGUAAGCAUGCUAGCCCGUCGGUGAUAAGCUGAUCUUUAGCUAUGUAACUAUUCGUACAGUCAGUAAUAUUGCUUCGUGCUCGGAAACGAACUGUUAACUUAAAUUAGGCAUUUAUGUCUGUAUCAACCCACUGAUAACUACAAGGUGGGGUUCAAAGGAAGCGUCGGAUUACUUUGGCUAAUUGGGUUGUUGUCUUCUGCACAAAUCCGUUGGUUUAGUAAAAGUAUCAAGAUCAAAAUGUGGUCAUCGUUUUACCUAAUAGGAAAAUACUUGCUUCCUGGUUAAAAAUAUGACAAUGCAAAACGCAGGAUCUGUAUUUUACAGAAGAGUGCGGUUCUGAUGUGAAGCUGGAGGAACAGGCUGUGGAGCACUGACCUCCCAUGGCUGUUAGCACCAUGGACUCUGAGUCAGGAGUUAAAGGAGGCCGUUCCCUGCUGCCUGCUGGGGCUUUGAAUGGCAGCCUGGGCCAUCAAGGGAAGCACUAUGUCUGCGGCUCCAUUGCAGCUUUUACCAAUAUCGUGGUGACCUUCCCAAUUCAGAAGGUCCUGUUCCGCCAGCAGCUGCACGGUGUGUUGGUCACAGAGGCGGUGCAGCAGCUGCAGAGGGAUGGGCUGAGGAAUCUUUACCGGGGCCUGCUGCCCCCGCUGCUCCAGAAGAGCACUACAGUGGCCAUCAUGUUUGGCCUGUACGAGGACUUCUCUAGAGUCUUACUAGAACGGGCCGGUGGCAGCGGUGUGCCAGAGCUGGUGACCAGAAGCUUUGCUGCAGCAUUGGCUGGAACCGCAGAGGCCAUCCUUACGCCAUUUGAGCGUGUGCAGACUCUCCUACAAGACCAUCGGCACCACGGGCGCUUCAACAACACAGCCCACACCUUCCGGACACUUCUGACUGAGUAUGGUGUCAGAGAGUGUUACCGUGGCCUCGUGCCCAUACUCAUCCGUAAUGGCCCUAGCAAUGUCUUCUUCUUUGGGCUCCGUGGGCCCAUUAAGGAGCAGCUACCAGAAGCCACUAGCUGGGGAGGUCACCUGGUUAAUGAUUUUGUGUGUGGAGGUUUGUUAGGGGCAGGCCUUGGCAUCAUGUUCUAUCCUUUAAAUGUGGUAAAGUCCCGGGCUCAGUCUCAGGUUGGUGGAGCCUUCCAGCCUUGCAAAGAGGUGCUGCUAACAGUGUGGCGAGAAAGGGGUGGCAGUUUGCCCAAGCUCUUCAGGGGGGCGCACCUCAACUACCACCGUUCACUCCUCUCUUGGGGGAUUAUUAAUGCCACCUAUGAGCUGCUGCUGAAGCUCAUUUGAGAGGGGGAAUGGAGAUGAGAUCUAGAGAAAGUAUCUAAAGGAAACACCUGCAUGGAGUUUGUUGAGAAGAAAGGAAAUUGUAAAGUUAAGCUUUUGCACUUGCUGUAUGGAAAUGUUUUUGGGAUGCUGGAGUUUCCAUGACUGAAAGACUGCAAUGAAGUUGCACUUCCGACAGGGGCCAACAGUCAGUGUGAUAUAAACCACCUGCCAUUGUUACCAUUUACUGUUGUCAAAACAUUAAAAACAAGACACAUACUUUAUAGACACAAGACACAUUCUACAUUUAGCCUAUACAAAACUUGUGCCAGGGUCCAAUUGAAAUGCCAUUGUUUGCUCUGUGUACAAAGAUUUGAAGGAGCAAACUGAACUCCAGUGUUUUUUUCCCCACAGUUUAAAACAAAAGUUUCCUGACUGGAUUGGAUCGAGUUCUUUUGCUGGAGUAGCUGUUUUUUCAUAUGUGCUGUGAGCUGUGGUGUGUCUUGUUGACAAUAUCUGUCUGUUUGCCCAAGAGCACUUUCUCUGUGAAGCUGUAUUCUGCCACUUAAAUUAAAUACUUUUAUACUUCUGACCAUUGAAAUACCCCACGAUUAAUUGUCAAGGAGAGUGUAUUAAUUGUUGGCCAUUUUAUUUCUCUUUAUGCUCCAUCUCCACUUAUUCAGCAUUUACAUUAAUGAGAUCAGAACGCUAAUGCUUAGGAAAUGUUUGAAAUGAGUAUCAGUGGUAUACGUGUUCUUGGAAAUCCUAGCAGACACAUGCAGGCAUGCUAAUUUGAACAGUUUCUGCUUUCACACAUGAUUCCUCUUUGCCUGUUGGAGGAGAACUUUGUUCAAACGCUUUUUGUCUUGGUUUAUUUUAUGAAGUGCUACUGGCAGGGUGUAUGUGUUGUUUGAGUUUGGAGAAGUGUCCAUUGAUGUAUAUGUCAGUAAAACAUACAGUUACACCCAGAUCUUGUCUGUUUUUAUAAUUUAUGGAAAGGAGGAAAAUAACAUUUAAUGUAGACUUAUGUUGCUUUCCAACAAUUAAUCCCAGCUUCAGAGAAAAAUAUUAAUUUGAUAAUGCACCUUGCUUCAUUUGUUCAUUGGGGGCUAUUAUUCGUUGACUGAUUAUCAAACUGAUAAUAUCUUAAAUAUCUCUUGUUUUAUACAUGUAUCUCCCUCCUUCUGAUCAUUCUUUUAGAUCUUCCCUCCUCUCACGCUUGCUCUCCUCUCUGCCCGUAACAUCUGUUGACAUAAUGGGCUCAGAUUUCAAGCUUGAGUAGAUGCAGUCACUCACCACCCAGCAGCUCUUGCUGGGUACGACAGCCCGAAGAGGAAAGGCAUGCUGCUUGGACACUGAGAGAGACUGAACAGUAAUGGUGCUGAGAGAAGACAGGGGCAGAGGGUAAUGUUCAGUGGCACAAAAAGCUUAAGCUGCCAUGUAAAUGGAUCACUUGGCCUAUUUCUUCAGUUCUUUUCAUUUUGACCACAGUGUACCGCUUUCAGAUCUGUUCAGAAUUUUCUAAGGUUUCCUCUUCGAAAGUAAGACUUUGUAUCGAAUUAGGUUUUGAAAGUGGGACACCCUUGCUUAGAUUAAAUAACGCUGUGUUUUAUAAUUACCACGUUCCCUGAAGCACAAGUCACCAAAUUGCUGAAUAAUUGCAACCAAAAUGAAAUGUUUGAAAUCAAUCUAUUAAAAGUUUUGACAGUAA